Messenger RNA from Metarhizium album ARSEF 1941, 543 nucleotides. RefSeq lists its product as uncharacterized. NCBI's taxonomy places the organism in Eukaryota, Fungi, Ascomycota, Sordariomycetes, Hypocreales, Clavicipitaceae. The coding region runs from base 1 to 543 and encodes 180 amino acids. The transcript has a single exon. The record is from RefSeq and is a predicted model, not a curated record.
AUGGGCGAGCUGGGCUUCUUAAACCUUGAAGACGCGGAGGGGCGUGAGAGAUUUUGCGGCCCUGUUAGUGGCAUAGAGGACCCUAAAUUUAUGAUUCUCGAUGAUUGCAAGCUACUCAAAGGCACAGUGGUGCUAUCUGCCAAGAUUUCUGAGCUUGUUUUGGGAACAAAGGGAAUCGAUGUGCCCGCCGGUGUCGUUGAGUUAGACCCUUUCUUGUUUGAGACAGACAAGGAUGACCUCAGAGUCUGUGAGCUUGAAGGUGUCAUACUCAGUGACUGUGAGCCGUUUGAAGACACAGACGAGCUACUCGCUGGCGUCGACGAGCCUGCUACACUAGAGGUGAUUGAGGUCAAUGAGCUGGGCAUCUGCGAGGUUGAAGAAUAUGCUAAAUCGCUUAUACUUGUAGAUCUCGUCAAUGGCAUCGAUGAACCCGAAAUCAUUGUAAUUGAUGGGCUUGAAGUACUCGUGGCCGUGGCCUUAUAUGAGCUGGACUGUCUUGAGUUCAGCUGCCGCGAGCUCGAGGGAGGCGCUGUGGAAUUUUGA